Hypomesus transpacificus is the source of this 2201-nucleotide messenger RNA. Its product is annotated as tripartite motif-containing protein 16-like. Gene Ontology annotation, molecular function: zinc ion binding; protein binding. The coding region runs from base 235 to 1911 and encodes 558 amino acids. Lineage: Eukaryota; Metazoa; Chordata; Actinopteri; Osmeriformes; Osmeridae. The transcript has 6 exons. The record is from RefSeq and is a predicted model, not a curated record.
GCUCCACCCCCCUCUCACUGUUUAUCGAUCUCUCACUCUCUCUCUCUCUGCUUAUCUCUCUCUUCUCUCCACCACCAGCUAAACUCCACCCUCUGACAGAACCAGGAAAUCAAUCCUUCUCCCACAACAGUUGUUAUUCUGGAGAAACGAAACUCAUCAUUCUUUCUUUCGCUCCCUCUCCCUCUCCACUUGUGUUUGUGUGUGAGAGAUAGCGACCGUCACUACUACUCCAGCAUGGCCCAGCAGGCAAUUGUGCUGGACCAGGACCAGUUCUCCUGUUCCAUCUGUUUGGACCUUUUAAAGGAUCCUGUCACCCUCGCCUGUGGCCACAGCUACUGUAGCAGCUGUACCGAGGGCUACUGGGACCAGGUUGAGCAGAAGGGAAUCUACAGCUGCCCCCAGUGCAGACAGAGCUUCACUCUGAGGCCUGCUCUGAAAAGGAACAACAUGCUGGCUGAGGUGGUGGAGAAGCUGAAGGAGAGGGGAGGAGCCCAGGCCGCCCCCUCUGAGCUGACCAGUCCAGCUGGGCCAGGAGAGGUGACCUGUGACCUCUGCACUGGGCCAGGGAAUGAGAGAGCCCUCAAGUCCUGUCUGGUGUGUUUGUUGUCCUACUGCCAGACUCACCUCCAGCCCCACUACCAGGUUCCUAAGAUGAAGAAUCAUAUGCUGGUGGAAGCCACGUCUGGACUGCAGGAGAUGAUCUGCUCCAGUCAUGACAAGCUACUGGAGGUCUUCUGUCGGACAGACCAGCAGUGUAUCUGCAUACUGUGUACCAUGGAUGAACAUAAAGGCCAUGACACGGUGUUAGCCAAAGCUGAGAGGAAGGAGAAUCAGGACAAGCUGAUCCAGAGUCAGCAGGAAGUCCAGCAGAGAGUCCAGCAGAGAGAGAAGGAGCUGAAGGAGCUUCAACAGGCUGUGGAGUCUUUCAAGCGCUCUGGCCAGGCAGCAGUGGAGGACAGUGAGAGGAUCUUCACUGAGCUGAUCCUCUCCAUUGUGAGAAGGCGCUGUGAGGUGAAGGAUCUGAUCAUAGCCCAACAGGGGGCAGCAGUGAGUCAGGCUGAAGUACUGCUGGAGAGACUGGAGCAGGAGAUAGCUGAGCUGAGGAGGAGAGACGCUGAGCUGGAGAAGCUCUCACACACAAAGGACAACAUCCACUUCCUCCGGAACUACCAGUCUCUCUGCAGUAUCAGUGUAUCUUCAGAUGUCCCCAGCAUCUCUGUUCCUCCUCUUCAGUACUUCAAACAUGUGACUGAGGUGGUCUCUAAGCUGAGAAACAAACUAGAGGAGCUGAUCCAGAGCGUGUGCUCCAACAUCUCCACCACAGUCUCCACAGUGGAUGUGUUCCUGCCUCCAGAGCCCAAGACCAGAGCAGACCUCUUACGAUAUUCCUGUAAGCUCACACUGGACCCAAACACAGCAUAUACAGCCCUCUCUCUGUCUAAGGGGAACAGGAAGGUCACACGUCUAAUGCAGCAGCAGCCAUAUCCUGACCAUCCAAAGAGGUUCACCAGGCUUUGUCAGGUGCUGUGUAGAGAGGCUCUGUCUGGACGCUGUUACUGGGAAGUGGAGUGGAGAGGUGGGCGUGUUGCCAUAGCAGUGUCACAUAAAGACAUCAGCAGAACAAACGUUAACGAUGGCUUUGGUCACAAUAACAAGUCCUGGAGGUUACUGUGCUCUAGUGAUGGUUACACGCUCAGACAUAACAUAGUUGUUACUGCAGUAUCAGGCCCUCAGUCCUGCAGAGUAGGAGUGUACCUGGAUCACAAGGCAGGUACUCUGUCCUUCUACAGUGUCGUCUCUGACUCAGUUAACCUCCUCCACAGAGUCCAGACCACCUUCACCCAAACACUCUACCCUGGGUUUGGGAUGGGUAACGAUGGUACCAGUGCAGAGAUUAUGAAGCUGUGGUAGAGGGUCUUGUAGAGGAGUGAUACCUUCAUACAAUCAUACACAACCCUGUCAUUGUUUUAGUUGGUUUAUAAUCAUAGUUUUUUUAGUUGUAUCAUUUCUGCUAUUUCACCUUGAUGAUUGUAUAUGAUCAUUUAGUCUCGGCACUACUGGACAAUAGAAAUCACUGUCUACUUGCUGUCCUGCUACUCGGUAAAUAGAGUUUUAACUGUAAGUCGGGACUGCACCCGACUACAUCAAGUCUCUCCUGCAGCCUUAUGCCCCCACCUGCCACCUACGGUCUUCUUCAGACA